Pelmatolapia mariae (spotted tilapia) is the source of this 390-nucleotide messenger RNA. Its product is annotated as transmembrane protein 100. The record is from RefSeq and is a predicted model, not a curated record. NCBI's taxonomy places the organism in Eukaryota, Metazoa, Chordata, Actinopteri, Cichliformes, Cichlidae. Gene Ontology annotation, cellular component: plasma membrane. The transcript has a single exon. Gene Ontology annotation, biological process: cellular response to BMP stimulus. The coding region runs from base 1 to 390 and encodes 129 amino acids.
AUGGGCUGUACAACAGGCCAUUUGGCUUGCCAACCACAGCCGCAGACCAACUCGGGGCAGGAGGGUCAAUCGCUAGAGACUGGUGGGGCCAAAGUGCCCGAGGUGCUUUCCUCUCUGGAGCGUCUAUCUCAGGCUACUGGAGGAAUGGAGAAGUCCUGGUACCGCUGCAUCUUUCCAUUUGGAAUCAUCUCUUUAGUUAUCGGUGUAGCAGGAACAGGAGUGACCUACACCUAUAAUGACCUGCCUCAGACUAAAGUGGUGUCAGUUGUGCUACUCGUCAUGGGUAUUUUGCUGUUAAUGAUGGCAACUGCUUGUUGGACUGUCCACAAGAAGAAGCGAAGGAAAAAGAAAGAGGGGGGCUCAUUCACGUCUGAGCAGUGUCCCCUGUGA